This is a messenger RNA of Staurois parvus, 385 nucleotides long. Lineage: Eukaryota; Metazoa; Chordata; Amphibia; Anura; Ranidae. The record is from the annotation of a GenBank genome assembly.
UGACAAAUGAAAAAAGAGCUGGAACCAGGGGCGGACUGACCAUUUGGAAACUUGGGCACUGCUCGAGGGCCAGAGGUCAGUAGGGGUCCCCAUGAGAUGCCCCUGGUACCUUUUUCAUAGGCUUUUUUGAGUUUGGGCAAGGACACAGAGGCCCCAUGAUCCCCUAUUGCUCGGGGGCCCCAUGAGUUGUCAGUCCGCCCCUGGCUGGAACUCACAAUGUUUACCAGGAACACCCAGAACUCCCAGGUGGACAGAAAUGGGAAUUAGGGCAAGGAGCUCUUGCUACUGGAGUACCCAAGACUACCCAAAAUCUGCGAUUUUCUUUCUCUUUAGUAUUGGUGAUAACGGUAAACAGGACAAAUAGAGAGGGUUAAACUCCCUAACG